Messenger RNA from Anopheles maculipalpis, 1689 nucleotides. RefSeq lists its product as uncharacterized. The transcript is spliced from 6 exons. The record is from RefSeq and is a predicted model, not a curated record. The coding region runs from base 1 to 1689 and encodes 562 amino acids. Gene Ontology annotation, cellular component: nucleus. Lineage: Eukaryota; Metazoa; Arthropoda; Insecta; Diptera; Culicidae. Gene Ontology annotation, molecular function: zinc ion binding.
AUGCCAUUCUCAUGCUGUUCCGCAACGUUUUGCAAAAACAACCGAUACAAUGUCAAUCGAAGAGGGUUAGAUAUAACGUUUCACACCUUUCCCCCGCUGCAGUAUCCACUCACAAAGCAGUGGAUAACGUUUUGCAAGCGUGAAGAAUCAUGGGUACCUCACAAACAUUCGGUACUGUGUUCGGCUCACUUUCGCGAGGACGAUUUUCAAAUGGUGAAUUCGCCCAUGAUUAAGCAAGGCAAACGGAUAAGACAUCUAAAUGCUUUAGCGGUCCCAACCAUCAUCAAUCGUACACCGAUCACUGUUUCGACACGGGAAAAGCUGGAUAAUGUACGUAAGCAACUUUUGGAGAAGCUGUACUCUGUCGACGAUGAUAACCUAGAUAAUGAACCGCCGACGGGGACUGAUCACACGUACAGCGAGGCGAAGGUCGUAAAGGAAACGAAAAAGAAGGGCCCUUUAGCUGGAUGCCGGAAAAGCAUCUUUUUCCUGCAAAGAUUUCCCAACGUGUGUGCCUUUUGUUUGCGAAUCAUACAGGAUCCAAACUUUUUCAUACCAGUCACACACUAUCAAGAAGAACUAGAGUGUACGAUCGAGCAGAAGUUUGAUGAGUUAACUGGAGAUCCCAUGAGCCAAGAGGAUCGUAGCGACGUUCACCACCUGCUGCCGGACAAAGUUUGCAACGAAUGUGUAACAAUGAUUGUAAAAUUUCACCAAUAUCAAAGGCAACUUGAGUGUAUAAAAAAGUUCACUACCGGAAUCGCCCAUCUGCUGUACGGAAAUGGAAAACCGUUGGAAACUCUGUACCAAGAUCAGGGAGCUUAUCUGGUCAAUAUGCUUAAGCAUUUAGAUACAGCUCAAGGCACGCGCGUCAAUCAAUCGUUAGAACAGUUGCUGGAAGAGGUAACAUCGUAUGGGAGCGUAAAGCGUAAUUCGUUGGGCGCCACCACGACAUGCAAACAAAUUCCGGAAGAUGGAAUGUCGAUUGAGCUGUGCUCCUCACCCACGGGACAAACCGUAUUGCCCAACAUCAUAUACGAUGGGCUUCAAUCGGUCAGUCCUACGCCAAGCUCGCAGUCGCUCCAAGCAGGGGGCCAAGGGAUGAUCGAAGACGGGACAGAUGAUAAGAACAGGUCUAAACAGCUGUACACCUGCCCGUACCUGUACAUAUGCAAACAAUGGUUUAUUUCACACGCUGCAAUGCAACAGCAUGUUCGCGAGGAGCACAAAACGUUCAUUUGCCAUGUUUGUGGCUUCAAGAUAGCGUUCUACGAUCUCUACAAAAAGCACAUGGAAAGCCAUUCGAUCGCACGUGCCCUCCUGCUCUCUCAUAACAAACAGAGCGCAAGUUUGGAAACGGAAUGUCACGAUAAUUUGGUGGCACAAGCACAUCAAAGUACAAAUACUGCCCAACGCCCCAAACGACCAAAGAAAAACGAUGUGUCGGGAAAUUAUGUAUGUGGCGUUUGUCUUGGUGUGUUUGUAAAAGAUCAUGAAUUUAGCACCCAUCAAUGUACCUCAUCGGACACAAGCAUUGCAACGCCCAAGGAUAUUUUAAUUGGUAGCAACAGUAAGCGCGAGACCAACGACCAGAACGUAGUAUCGAGUGGAUGGGAUGAUUCUAGAGCAACCACUACUACAAACAAAUCUUCCAAAAGUAUUGGACUACUCCAGAUUGAAUUUCUUUGA